CCGGCUGUGUACUUGCGCCUCGGCGGGCCGCUUGGGGCACCGUCCCCGGCCAGCCCGGCCCCGCCAUGGCCAGGCCGCAGAGGACCCCAGCGUGCAGUCCAGACAGCAUCGUCGAAGUGAAGAGCAAAUUUGAUGCCGAGUUCCGACGCUUCGCGCUGCCCCGCGCUUCAGUGAGCGGCUUCCAGGAGUUCUCGCGGUUGCUGCGUGCCGUGCAUCAGAUCCCGGGUCUGGACGUGCUACUUGGCUAUACGGAUGCUCACGGCGACCUGCUGCCCCUCACCAACGACGACAGCCUGCACCGGGCCCUGGCCAGCGGGCCCCCACCGCUGCGCCUGCUGGUGCAGAAGCGGGCAGAAGCUGACUCCAGUGGCUUGGCCUUUGGCUCCAGCUCCCUGCAGCGACGCAAGAAAGGGCUCCUGCUGCGGCCGGUAGCACCCCUUCGUACUCGGCCAUCCCUGCUCAUCAGCCUGCCCCAAGAUUUCCGCCAGGUUUCCUCUGUCAUAGACGUGGACCUACUGCCUGAGACCCACCGGCGGGUGAGGCUGCACAAGCAUGGUUCAGAUCGCCCUCUAGGCUUCUACAUCCGAGAUGGCAUGAGUGUGCGCGUGGCUCCCCAGGGCUUGGAGCGGGUUCCAGGCAUCUUUAUCUCACGCCUAGUACGCGGGGGCCUGGCUGAGCGUACAGGGCUGCUGGCAGUCAGUGAUGAGAUUCUCGAGGUCAAUGGCAUUGAAGUGGCUGGAAAGACCUUGGAUCAGGUGACGGACAUGAUGGUUGCCAACAGCCACAACCUCAUUGUCACUGUCAAGCCAGCCAACCAGCUCAAUAACGUGGUACGGGGGGCAUCCGGGCGUCUGGCAGGGCUUCCUUCUGCUCAGCCUGGGCUUCCUGAGCCCGACGAUGAUGACAACAGUGACCUGGUCAUUGAGAACCAUCAGCCUCCCUGUUCCAAUGGGUUGUCCCAGGGAUCCCCAUGCUGGAACCUGCACCCCAGCUGUUUACCUCCCGGUGCUCACAGCUCUCUGCCCUCCCUGGACGAUAAGGAGCAGGCCAGCUCUUGCUGGGGGAGUAGCAUUCGAGGAGAUGGUAGUGGCUUCAGCCUCUGA
Molecule: messenger RNA, 1103 nt
Organism: Loxodonta africana (African savanna elephant)
Lineage: Eukaryota; Metazoa; Chordata; Mammalia; Proboscidea; Elephantidae
Gene: PARD6A
Product: par-6 family cell polarity regulator alpha
Exons: 3
Coding region: 66-1103 (345 amino acids)
Biological process (GO): centrosome cycle; establishment or maintenance of cell polarity; regulation of cellular localization
Cellular component (GO): cell cortex; apical plasma membrane; nucleus
Molecular function (GO): protein binding
Source: RefSeq, a predicted model, not a curated record